GUGUUGCUCUUUGCAUCCAAAAUAAUGCAGAAAACGUACACCCGUUGUGGGUUCUUGUCUUGUCAACCUUCAACACCAAGAAUCUCUCUCCAUCAAAUUCAAGCCUUUCCUCUAUUAAAUACAUUCAUUCAUCUUGGUUAUGGGCCAUCUCCCCUUCUCCCAUUAAUACAAUUGUAUAAUUCAUUCCAUUCUACCCCUAUAUACAAAUACAUAUUCCUCUAUGUACACCCUCAUUGCCAAAUUCUUUCUCUCUCUCUGUCUCUGUUCUGAAAAUUCUCUCCGCUCCUUCAAGCAAAGCUAAGUGUAGCUUUUUCUCUCUCCACCUUUCCUUUAUUCUCUCUCUCUCUCUCUCUCUCUCCCUCUCUCUGCCUUUUUGGUUUCUGGGUUUCUGUGUUCAUAUAGAGAUCUGCUUCAAAAUGGGGUUUUCAAGAAGUAGUUGCACUAACUCUGGAGAGCCUCUUCACAAUCAAAUUGCCCCAAGUACUACUUCCUCUCUACCCACUGAUCAGUAUUGCGACUACGAUGACUUGAAAUUCAAGACUCUCUUGUCCAAGAUGGUUUGGGAAUUUGGGUUGUCCUGUUUUCUUCCUUCUCUCCCCCGAGGCAAAAAUCAGAGGGAGAGAGAGAAGAAGAAGAAGAACAGCAACAAUUCAGACCACAACAAGGCUUGGUUGCUUGCUGAGUCUGGUGGGUGUGGAGGCGCUGAGUUGACGAGCUCUGACCCACAAUCAGUUCACUCCUCUUUCAGGUUCAGUUUCUGCUCCCAAGUGGAACUUGAAUCCAUGAAUGUGGCCAAUCCUUCUCCUGCAACUGUUCUCAUGGUGAAUUUGGACAAUGGGUUAACUGACUCUCGCGCUCGAGAGCUCAAAUGGCGAAGAAUUGAAUCGCUUGAGAGGAGUAUCUCUCCGGUGGCCCAUACCUUGAUUAGAUUUAGCUAUGCCGAAAUCCUCUCUGCCACUCGCAAAUUUUCCAAAGGCAGAGUUUUGGGUAGAGGUGCACUGAGCUGUGUUUUUAGAGGGAGAGUUGGGUUUUUGAGGACCACGGUAGCGAUUAAGCGGCUGGAUAAGGAGGACAAGGAGUCUUCAAAGGCAUUUUGUAGAGAACUGAUGAUUGCUAGUUCACUCCAUAACCCAAAUAUUGUCCCUCUUGUGGGUUUUUGUAUUGAUCCUGAAGAAGGUUUGUUUUUGGUCUACAAAUAUGUAUCCGGUGGAAGCUUAGAGCGGUAUUUGCAUGAGAGGAAGAGGGGAGUGAAGGGUGGUCCAUCACUACCAUGGUCUGUGAGGUAUAAGGUAGCUGUUGGAAUUGGAGAGGCAAUCGGAUAUUUGCACAAUGGAACCGAUAGAUGUGUUGUUCACAGAGACAUUAAACCCUCUAACAUACUCUUAUCUUCGAAUAAAACACCAAAGGUAUGUGACUUUGGAUUAGCGACAUGGACCCCUGCACCUUCGAUACCUUUCCUUUGUAAAACUGUGAAAGGAACAUUUGGUUACUUGGCCCCAGAAUAUUUCCAGCACGGGAAAGUAUCUGAUAAAACCGAUGUUUAUGCUUUUGGGGUUGUCCUCUUGGAACUGAUAAGUGGACGGAAGCCAAUCGAAGCAAAGAGGGGACCAGGGGAAGAAAACUUGGUUGUGUGGGCAAAGCCACUGUUGGAGCAAGGAGCCAUUGAAAGGUUGCUCGAUCCACGGCUCAAGUACACUCCAAAGAACUCAAACCAGAUAGCCCGGAUGGUUCGAGCCACAGCUGCCUGCACAAACAGCGAAGAAUCACGGAGGCCAGGCAUCGAUGAGAUUAUUGCAAUACUAAGAGGAGUAGAACCUAACUGCUGUAGCAGGAAGAAUUUCAGUUUUCCUGGUGGUGGUAGUGUUACUGAUUGUUAUUCGCAAUUACAACAGACAAGAAGCGAGAUGAAGAGUCAUUUAGCCUUGGCAAUGCUAGGUGUUUCAGAGUUUGAGGACGAUGAUCACCUGUACUGCCGUUGAGACAUAAACACGUUGAACAACGAUCAGAUUUCCCCGCUUAUCCAAGUUUUAUUGUGUUGCUUGCGUAGAAAGUGUGUGGUAAGUCUAGGACUCCCGACUGUGUUGAAAUUGUAUAUAAAAAGAGUGUCUCAUGAACGAUUUUAUGUGUACAGAUUGUUUAUUUCUCAUCCUUUCUUUUGGAGAAAAGGAUGAAAUAGAAAUUUUCUUUCUUUUGUUGACAAUGGUGAUCUUCUCUGCCUUCUCCAAGGCAGGGUGGUUGCACCAUCUAAUUUGAGUAUUGAAUUUUCUGAGUUAGUUAUUUUCCUCAA
Molecule: messenger RNA, 2287 nt
Organism: Camellia sinensis
Lineage: Eukaryota; Viridiplantae; Streptophyta; Magnoliopsida; Ericales; Theaceae
Product: serine/threonine-protein kinase PBL27
Biological process (GO): protein phosphorylation
Molecular function (GO): protein kinase activity; ATP binding
Source: RefSeq, a predicted model, not a curated record